CCUGCAUCACUUAGGCUUUCUCCCCCUUCCCCCUCGUGCUUCCUUGUCUGUCUCUCCUCUUCUUGAGAGCUACUCGUUGCUGCAAUGGGUGCCGAAGCCGAAGCCGAAGCUCCUCCCACGGAGUACUUCAUCAUUCGGCCGAAGAAGAUAAGGCUGAUCGAUAUACUGAGCCUUUUGAUACUUCGGAAAAGCCUGACCAGCUAUAAGUUUGUGGACAGCAGCGGCACCGCCAAAGAUGGCCUACGAGCUGACUGGGUCACUGCUUUAACCUUGCUUAUCAUGAAGGUUUUGGAUAAGAUUAAGGUCCCGUUGAAGUGGACUGGGAUCAUUGUGGAGUUCAUUUUCAACUUAUUUGAACUUAAUGGUGGAAUCGGUAUAAUUUGGAGGAUUAUAACAGGGAAGCUGGUCAUCCCCAAGCGCGAUUCGGCUGAUUUCAGAUCAAUGAUUGCUCUCAUCGAUGGGCGUCAGGAUCUGUACAAGAACAACUCCUUGCUCCAUUAUUUUCCACUCAUGGAGCCCCAAGCUGGCUUUGAUGACAUAAACCUCUUGGAUAUCACGGCCAUGGCUGCCAAGAUCGCCUACGAGAACCCUGCCUACAUCGAGAAUACUGUCACCAACCACUGGAAGAUGCACUUUGUCGGAUUCUACGAUUGCUGGAACAAGUUCCUCGAGGAGAAAACAACACAAGCCUUCAUCUUCUGCAACAAAGCGGAGGACGCUGACCUGAUCGUCCUGUCCUUCCGUGGCACCGAGCCCUUCAACGCCCAGGACUGGUCGACGGACGUCGACCUCUCGACGCUGCUCGCCGGCAAGCUGGGCCUCCUCCACCUGGGAUUCCUGAAGGCUCUCGGCCUCCAAAACGAGACGAACUUCAUCCUAGGGUUCCCUACUUCGAUCGAGAUGAACGCCGACAAGCCAGUUGCCUACUACAUCCUCAGACAGGAACUGCGAAAUCUGCUAGCGAAGCAUAAAAACGCAAAGAUAAUUGUGACCGGGCAUAGCCUGGGUGGUGCACUUUCAGCUGUCUUCCCCGCUCUGCUCUCAUACCAUAACCAAAAUGACAUCCUCAACUCCAUGCACAGCGUGAUGAACUACGGACAGCCCCGGGUUGGAGAUGCCAUCUUCAAAAGCUACGUCAAUGUGUUGAUGCGCGUCAAGUACCAACGCAUGGUUUACCGAUACGAUAUCGUCCCCAGGAUCCCCUUCGACCUCCCGCCCCUCUCAAACUUCAAGCACUGCGGCAAAUGCAUCUACUUUGAUGGAUGGUACAAAGGAAAGGUGGUUGAUGAAGUCCCCAACCCCAACUACUUUCUUGAACCCCUGUCUGUCCCGAGGAUGUAUUUGACGGCAUGGGGUGACCUCUUCAGAGCUUUCUUCAUAGGGUACACAGCGGGAAAAGACUUCAAGGAGGGGAUAGCGUCCAUCCUCUACAGGCUCACUGGUCUUGUGCUUCCAGGGAUUGCGUGUCACAGCCCCAGAGACUACGUCAAUUCUGUAAGGCUGGCCAAGAUAGAGAACACCCUCUUCGUCUAGCUGCUGCUGUAUGCGGAUCGAUGCCUUGAAUAAAGGAGAUGGGUGCUGCCGGGUUUCAGUUCUGAGUUAAAAGUGUCGAUACAAGGCAGCAGUUGUUUGUGUGCGUGGCUUUCUUUUCUUCUUCAUGCAGUCAAGAAGGCAUGGGCCAUGGAAUAAACGUGGUGGUGUAGGGUGAGAAGGCAGUACGUCUGCAUGGCUUUGUUGCCUUCUUACUGCGUCUAAUGAUUCCACUCUCUUCCCAACAAUUCCUCUCCUGCUUAUGUGGCUUGUAUGCUCUUAAUUGUAUCAACUGUGGCGCAAUCUAUACGUAGCCCAUUGUUCAUUAAAAGCUCACUCUUCCUCUCAUCCUCUAUUA
Molecule: messenger RNA, 1888 nt
Organism: Musa acuminata AAA Group (dessert banana)
Lineage: Eukaryota; Viridiplantae; Streptophyta; Magnoliopsida; Zingiberales; Musaceae
Product: triacylglycerol lipase OBL1
Exons: 5
Coding region: 85-1533 (482 amino acids)
Biological process (GO): lipid metabolic process
Molecular function (GO): triacylglycerol lipase activity
Source: RefSeq, a predicted model, not a curated record